CAACUGCAGAGCUGCAGCGACCAAGCGGACGACGCGAGAGAGAUGAGGGCGGUGGUGAUCACGCGCGGCGGCGGCGGCCCGGAGGUGCUGGAGGCGCAGGAGGUAGAGGACCCCGCGCCGCUGGGCGACGGCGAGGUCCUCCUCCAGGUGGUCGCCGCGGGCGUCAACCGCGCCGACACGCUCCAGCGCCACGGCCGCCACCCGCCGCCCGCCGGCGCCCCCCCGUACCCGGGGCUCGAGUGCUCCGGCACCAUCCUCGCGCUCGGCCCCAACGCCCCACCACGGUGGGCCGUCGGCGACAAGGUCUGCGCGCUGCUUAGCGGCGGCGGGUACGCCGAGAAGGUGGUGGUGCCGGCGGGACAGCUGCUGCCGGUGCCGGAGGGCGUGUCCCUUGCGGACGCGGCCGGCUUACCCGAGGUGGCAUGCACCGUCUGGUCCACCGUCUUCAUGAAGUCAUGACCAGCCACCUCUCCCCCGGAGAAUCGUUCCUUAUACAUGGGGGAUCAAGUGGAAUUGGUACGUUCGCUAUACAGAUUGCGAAGCACCUCGGAAUUAUGGUUUUUGUCACAGCAGGAACUGAAGAAAAAUUAGCGGCCUGCAAAGGUUUGGGUGCCGAUGUAUGCAUAAACUACAAAACCGAAGAUUUUGUUGAGCGUGUCAAACAGGAAACAAAUGGGAAAGGUGUUGAUGUAAUCCUUGACAACAUCGGAGGACCAUAUCUCGAGCGCAAUCUGAACAGCCUAGGUGUUGAUGGUAGACUUUUCAUCAUCGGCUUCCAAGGCGGCGCUGUAGCUGAAGUGAACCUGCAAGCGGUGUUUGCGUGGCGUUUAACCAUACAAGCUGCUGGACUGCGCGGCAGAAGCGCUGCUAGUAAAACCCAGAUCGUCAGUGAGGUGGAGAAGAACGUGUGGCCCGCCGUCGCUGCUGGCAAGGUGAACCCGGUGAUCUACAAGACAUUCCCGUUAUCCGAAGCAGCUGAUGCUCAUCGGUUGAUCGAAUCUAGCAUGCACAUUGGCAAAAUACUGCUGCUCCCAUGACUCCAUGUCCAGUGUCUGCUGUCAAACUCUUGGAGAGAGUCAGCUAAAGCGAGCUACAAACUCCUGUAACGACCUCUAAACAUACUACUAUCAUGUACUGGUGUGUAGCAUGCCUUUCUAUAUUUUGUUAGUUCGAUCCUUGAUACUGCCGAUGAAACUGUUCUGUGAACCGUGGUGCACAGUAAUACAUUAUGGUUGGUUGCUAC
Molecule: messenger RNA, 1243 nt
Organism: Zea mays
Lineage: Eukaryota; Viridiplantae; Streptophyta; Magnoliopsida; Poales; Poaceae
Product: putative alcohol dehydrogenase superfamily protein
Exons: 6
Coding region: 423-1037 (204 amino acids)
Molecular function (GO): NADPH binding; oxidoreductase activity, acting on NAD(P)H
Source: RefSeq, marked provisional